CGAAUUGCGAACUAAACGCUGCUGAUGACAGUCGAUGUCGAUUGUCGACAGCAGUUUUUCGCGAGAGGCGUUAUAAUUCUUACGUUUUAAGGCUAAAUUAUUGUGAUUAUUAUAAUUCAAAAUGUUAGCCUUGAUUAAUCGUAUCCUAGAUUGGUUCAAAAGCCUGUUUUGGAAAGAAGAGAUGGAGCUCACGCUGGUCGGGCUGCAGUACUCGGGGAAAACAACAUUUGUGAACGUCAUAGCAUCUGGCCAGUUCAGUGAAGAUAUGAUCCCCACCGUCGGCUUCAAUAUGCGCAAAAUCACUAAAGGAAACGUCACUAUCAAGGUGUGGGACAUUGGAGGUCAGCCCAGGUUCCGCUCUAUGUGGGAGAGGUACUGCCGAGGCGUCAAUGCUAUAGUUUACAUGGUGGACGCGGCCGACAGCGACAAGAUCGAGGCGUCCCGCAACGAACUCCACAGCCUGCUCGAGAAGCAGCAGCUCACCGGCAUCCCCGUGCUGGUGCUCGGCAACAAGCGCGACCUGCCGCACGCGCUCGACGAGCACGGACUCAUCGAGCGAAUGAACCUGUCGGCAAUCCAGGACCGCGAGAUUUGCUGCUACUCGAUCUCCUGCAAGGAGAAGGACAACAUCGACAUCACGCUGCAGUGGCUCAUCCAGCACAGCAAGUCCGGCGCCGCGCGCUAGGCCUAGCUCUAGACCUAGGUACCGCUUCUAGACCUGCACCCGUGGCACAACGCUCGAUCUUAAUUUGAGACCAGACCAGACGGCUGUAUCACUAAAUACAUUAGCACAGAUGUAGUAUAUCAUUGUUUUCCAUCGUAUUUUCUCGGAAACGUUCGUAUUUGUCAUGCUACUUCAGUCAACCUCAGUAUUUUUUGUACCGAGACUGGCUGAAAUAGCAAGACACGUUCGUACGUUUCCGUGAAAGUACGAUGGAAAAUAAUUAUGCACAUCUGUAGAAGCAAAGAUUCACUGAUUGUAUACACACACUGAUUGUACACAUUAUCUGUGUGAAGUCAAAGACCUUCGAGCAACACCGGCUUCCGACACGUCGGAAGGGAGGGGCCCAAGCGAUAUCUUACCGUACAAAUCUUUCUGUCAUUUUUUGCGGGGGGAAAGGUGCACACAGUCGCACUUCUCACACACUUACAUACAAAAUCCAAUCUGUAAUGACGACACAAAUACAUAGAAAAUGACACACGUCAAAGACAAAUCUUGCAAACCUCGAUCUCAUUUUGUGUACGGAUGAGUCACAAGUGUCACAACACGCACACUAACACAUGUUCGUCGAAGAAUUUUAUUGUAUUCUGAGAGAUGAGAAGUCGGAUUUGUCGCUCGACCGAUCCGCAAUUUGUACUGGGCGCGCACAAUCGAUAAAUCCAACAAUUACAUGAGACUAAAAUAUAAUAAUUGUGUUUAAAUGUAAUUCAACAAAAUAUUACAUGUGAAAUGUAACACCUACUUUUUGUAAAUUUGAUGUCCCCGACAUCUUUUUAGAACAAAAGACCGAGCAAUUAGGCAUUUUUUCUGCUGCUGUGUUCACGCGCGCGUCUGGACUCGGUCUAGUGAAAAAUCCGAGCGCAACUAGUUUUAUUACCCGCGCUAGAUCAGUUGAUCUUGUACCUAGGCAGAGGGGAAAUAGUGCGAAUGCCGCCUCCCUGCUCGAAGUCAAAGACAAAUUUGUACUUCGAUUUUAGAAUUGUGAAGUAGAUGGUUCUGCAGGCAGCAAGUUAGCAACUGAAUUGUUAGACGUAAAUUUUUGUUUUAGGCGACCAGAGUUACCGCAUUAUGUACGGGAUUGUACAGAGGCGCCAUCUGCAUUAGCUCUGUUAAAUCAGAGGCACAAGUUUUUCUUACACUACACAAUUUAAACAAUCAGUAAAUUUUUGAUUUUACUAAUGACUAAUGAGUUUUGUAAUAAGACAUUUUAGGGAUGAGUGCUGACAUUAUUAUAAACUAUGCUAACACAUUUUAAGUUGUCUUUUUCUAUUAGAAUUAAUAAUUAUUUGUGGCUCUCCAGCACAGAGGGGUCCUUAUGCUUCAAGUGCAAUAAGGAGGUUUUCGUCUGAAAUUCCAACAAAAAUUCUGAUAGAAUAGUCUUUAUUGCAUAUGAAGCGUGGCACCUUUCUCUUGUGGAAAGCCACUUUUUCUAGCAUAAAGAUCGAGCGCGGUGCAUAAGUGGUCUAAAGGUUCGCACUCGAUUUAAACAUAUUUCAACUGCUAAUCGUUUUAAACAUCGAAUAUAUCAUUAAUUUGAAAUAUUUAAUGUUUAAAACAAACCAGCACGCUCGAGUUUUGAAUAAUACCUUAAAAAUAACUAAUGUAUAAAUGCAUCAUUUUUUUCAAAAAGUUGUUGAUGUAUUACCGUUUAUAGAAAUAACUUUAUUAUUUUUUCCAUCUAUCCGGCUUAGUCCAGUCUUAUACAUCUGCAAUAAUAUUUAUAAUCGCGCAAUAAUAUCUGACACCUUAUUUGACACAUAAAAGUACAAAUAAAUACACAAGAUUUGGAAAAUUGAGUAACGCUUGGUUGUGCCUAUAGUAUCUAGUAGAUGUUAUCUGGGUAUAAAACCUAGCAAACGCGAACAAGUGCUUAACCUUUUGAACGCCACAGACGGCAAUUGACGUCAACGCAAAAUCGUGACGACGACACCAAAGAUGGCAUUUGACGUCGAUCGUUUUUUGAUGAAAAUCUACUGAAAAACACCCCACUUUUAGGUUGGCAUAAUUUAUUCACAUAACUAAAUUUUACCCCCGUGGCGUCAGUGGCACGGCAAAUGGAUGCGCCGUUUGGCGUUCAAAAGGUUAAAAAAUGUUUAAUAAUAGCACGAGUGUGAUAAAAUUAUUUUAGCGUUAAAUCUGCACAUCCUACUGACUGUGCCAGUAAGGCGUCUUCAAAUUGUUGCUUCGCUUCAGUGUGCGAACUUACACACCGGAGCGAUAUACGAAUACGCAUCAGUGUAACCACGUACCUGCAUCUAAACGCGCGUAGAAUCUGUGCGAAAAGAGAAGAGUCGUGGAAUGUAAAGGAACCCAUACCCAAACAUUCUACGACUCUUCUCUUUCCGCAAAGACUAUGCAGAUUCAGAGCCUUAUUGUCGCACUUUUAAAAUUAACUUGGCUUCCAUUGCGUAUGUCUAUGUAAACUUCGAUGGUGUCACUGAUACAAGAAAACUGUAACCUCCUCCUUUUUGAAAUUUACACGUCAAGAUUUUUGUCAAUUAUAUAACCGACGUACCUAAUAAUACCCCAGCUGGCUUGAUAUUUAUAGGUUAUACAGACGUGACAAUUGGACCACCGAUUUAACGAUACACUAUACAGCCAGGCCCCUGGGUGACAAUCAUUGAUAGAAAACGCCAAUCCAAAGUGAAAUAAUAUAUGAAAAUGAUCACGUGAGUUUUAGUUGCAUCUGUCAUCCUGAUACAUUUUUUCUAUUCGAUCGAUCGGCGUUUGUCGAUGUACGAUUGUCAUUUUGGCCAGGUACCCUGUUUCACCACACUGACAAUUGUCGCCUGACAUUGACAAUUCACUGUACAUGGUUCAACUAGUGAAUAUUUACGCUAUGUAACGUCAUUGUUAGAAAUUUUCAAGGAAUUGUCAGUGUCAGGUGCCAAUUGUCAAGUUGGUGAAAUAGGCGCUUGUUGGAAGGCAAGGCGUGCUGAUUUAUCGUGCCUUGUUGUGGCAUUUGUAAUUAAAUUUGUUAGUCAUUGUUGUCUGUAUGUUCCUUUAAGUUUAUAAAACGUGUUUUAAAAUUGAUCUAUGUGUAAUAUACACGUUUUGAUAAUAUACAUUAUGUUGGACGGAUUAGAGAUAGAUGGAAACCAUUUUAUAGUCUGCUUUGUAUGUAUAUUCCUCAGCGCGCCAGGUUUUUGCUUUCAAAUCCCUAUUAAGGUGAUACAUGUGAUACGGCUUUAGAGUCAGACCAAGCUAACUCUGCACAAACUUUGAAGUGACAUGUGAAACAUUGACGUUUAUAGUGGCACUCCCACACGUUGUCACCCCAAAGUCUGUGUAGAGACUGCAGUUAUAGGUCUACCCCUUAUCUCAGGCGGUCGGUAAAGAAGUUGCGCGAUGAUAUUCUAGUGGAAGGUACCUGAGCUUUGGAACUAAAACUAGUUUGUAUGUUAAGUUUUUACUUAACGUUAUACAAAUCAUCUUCAUGUAGCCGCUUUCAACAGUUUUAACCAGUCCGGAGCUGAUCAUAAUCACUUCUCAUUAAACCGCUAAGGAUGGUAUUCCACCUGUCCAAUUUCUUGGUCUAAUGUCAUUGCGUCUCACUUUCUCAUUACAGGUGGAAUACCACCCUUAUUUAUCGCCUCAGUUAAAUGGUACAACUAUAGCUGAAACGACUCUAACAUUUAUUGGCUCAGGCAGUUUUUUUUAUGAUCAAACGUCGAGAUUUCAUCCAUGACUGUGGCAGUAUUUUCAAACUUUUUUCAAAAUUGCCUCAUUCCAAAUGAGAAUAUUGCCUCAUUCGUACAUUCGGCCAGUGUAUAGUUACUAAUGGAUACGUUAGCCACAUAUCACUAGCUUUCUUUUAUUUAUUAUUGUUCAUCGAGGACAAUCCUGUGGGCGUACAUAAUUACCAAUAACGAGUUCAAUUUUUGAAGUGAAAACUUCUUUAGCGGCGCUGUGCACUUUUUGUGAUGGGGAAAAAAUGUUAAACUCGCGACAGGUCACGUAACCGACAGAUUCGACAGAUUGAAAAUUCGUAAGAAGGACACGUGACCUGAUCGAAAUAAAACUGUUACAAUGUCAUUGAGUUUUCACUUCUGCCGGCACUCCCGGAGUGCAACCCGUUGUUUUUAUUUUUUAAUAGAACUUGUUCCUUUUUUUGGAAGACGGUUAUAAUAUUGACUAAAACCAGACAAUUAAUUAACACCUUAUUGAUCACAAUCAUGGUUAAGUUGACGCUACUGUGGAACAAACAUAUAAUAAAAAUACAAAUAUGCCGAAAAUCUGUGAUUUUUAUAAAAUAUCAAACACACUGACGUACAUUCAAUCAAAGACUAUUAGUUCUGAUUUUUGUUUCCAAUUUGGUCAAAUCAAAAUCAAGAAUAGGUAACUUAAAUGAAAUCCAAAGAAAUUUAAUAUGGAGUGUUAGGUACGUAGGUACAUUGAUAGGAUUGUUGUAAGGUGGCAAUAUGUUGGUUUGGUUACUGUUCGCUUACCCACUCAAAAUCUAAAGUAACUAUAUGUUGAGCGACUAAUGUACUAUGUUAGAAUAUUUAGAUCCUCUAAUACUAGCAUUACGCAAUAUAUAUAUAUUAUAAAUAUACUUAACUCAUACUGUUAGUAACGAUAAGGUGAAAAUUUAAUGAGGGACUAAUUUUGCUUCAUAAAAUAUUCUUUAUACGUAGGAAAUAUUUAUUAUUUACAAGUUUUUAUUUUUUUUAAGAUUAUCUAGCAAAAUUAGGCUCGCAAACGAGUUUACUCAUAUUAAUAGUAAAUAAUAUUAGCGUGAUGACAAUCCAUUGAUGACAAAUUUAAAAAAAUAUUUAAAUCAGGCCUGUUUUACCACACUGAGAAUUGUCACCUGACAAUGACGAUUCACCAAUGCAUUGCGAAUUAUCAGUGCCAGUUGUAAAUUGUCAUAUUGGUUUAUACGGUUUAUACGGGCCUUCUGACAAAUCUAUUGUUUUGGUAUUUCACCGAGUUGAUAUUCGCUACAAUUAUUUAUUACUCUUAUGUUAUAGUUAUGAAGUCAUUAGAUUUGUAAUUGUUUACAGCUUGAAUGCACACUGUAGAAUAAUUUAAGGUGAAAUUCAUGAGGGAAAGAAUGCCGAUAGGUGAUUACGUUGUUAUUUGCAAUAGUUACAGGAACCAGUUAUUAGAUGAGGCAUAGUUACAGUAUGUAGGCUUAUUAUGGUCGAAUUUUUAUUAUAGGUACUUAUCAUUUUUGAUGAGACAUUAUUCUUCAUUCUCGUAUACUUGUCCGAAUGGGAUACAUGUCUCAUCUACUGCGGUGAGGCAUGAAAACGCGUCCAUAAUAUGCGCCUAUUUCAUUAACUUGACAAUUGUCAUCUGACUAUGACAUUGACAAUUUUAAGUUAAUUUUUGUGUCUGUAAGUAGCGACGGUGUCUUAGCGUCAUUGUUUACUUGUUGGACCAUCAAUGUACGGUGAAUUGUCAUUGUCAGAUGACAAUUGUCAUUAUGAUGAAUCAGAGCCUAGGUCGAUUUAUACUGUUUUGUAUGAAUUCAGCACCCAAAGUAAUGUAAUGAUGCCUAUAUUUAAGAAAUUCGUUUUGUAACAUAAAUGGCAUGUUACUUUAGUCCGCUCGCCAGCGACUGAUUUCUCUCGUACUGUUUCGAGGCGACAGGGUAAUGUAAACAUGCCAUUUAAAAGAACCCAGUAAAAAAGUUAUGCCAAAAAUAACGUAAACCUGUUGUUGUUAGGCGGUCUUUAAUGUGAUCACAAAAAUUAUGUUACGUGUAUGUAUAGUAUGUUUACGGUGCCUACUUACUCGUUCAAUUCGGAGUGGGCCGAAUCAAAUGAUAUAUAUAAAUAGUUUAUAUCUUACCUAUACACGAGCGGUCAUUAAAAUGGUAAAAUUUUGGGUCACUGUAUAAUACGCAAAAAUAUUUUUGUUCUCACAAUGGGACAUUGCAACUAUCAAGUUGCAGCCAAUAUAACCGCAUAACGCGAAAGUAGUUAAUAAUUUAGUGUUUACUCAAAUAACGUCAACGUUUGCCCAUGUCUUUUUUUAACCAACAUGACAAAUUGGCGUCUGACACUUCAUAAUUCGGCGUUCAUUUCUGAAACGAUAAGUAACAAUUGUACGAAACUUUACUAAUUGGACCAGAAAUGUAGAGCGAAAUAUGUCAAUUGUCACAUGACAAUUGGUUUAAUAAGGGCCUAGUGUUAGACCUGAUCGCACCUGAUUUUAAUGACAAGCGCUGUAUAUAUAGUAUAUAUAAAUAAAAUUAUGUAGGUAUCUCUUUUAUAUGAUAUGGGAAUAGUAGUAAAGAGUUCACGAAUAUAACUGAUAUGUAAAAUGCCAA
Messenger RNA from Cydia splendana, 7001 nucleotides. RefSeq names its product ADP-ribosylation factor-like protein 8 (gene Arl8). Bases 122 to 685 code for a protein of 187 amino acids. NCBI's taxonomy places the organism in Eukaryota, Metazoa, Arthropoda, Insecta, Lepidoptera, Tortricidae. Gene Ontology annotation, cellular component: lysosomal membrane. The transcript is spliced from 5 exons. The record is from RefSeq and is a predicted model, not a curated record. Gene Ontology annotation, biological process: protein transport; anterograde axonal transport. Gene Ontology annotation, molecular function: GTPase activity; GTP binding.